Messenger RNA from Phialemonium atrogriseum, 3261 nucleotides. RefSeq lists its product as uncharacterized. NCBI's taxonomy places the organism in Eukaryota, Fungi, Ascomycota, Sordariomycetes, Cephalothecales, Cephalothecaceae. The coding region runs from base 1 to 3261 and encodes 1086 amino acids. The record is from RefSeq and is a predicted model, not a curated record. The transcript has 2 exons.
AUGGCCACUCUCGAGCCUCCUGAGAGUGGCGCCGACCCCUCCUUUUCCGACACAAGAACUGCUUCAUCUGAUCCCCGAGAACCCACUGAGCUCGAAAGAUCUGCCCAAGCGGACGUAUUCCCUUUGUCAAACCCACUGCCGAGUCCAAGAAACCUGCGGUCCCAGAGUCUGGCCCUUGGUGCUCCGUCAGCGAUCGCGAAGAAGGCUCCCAUCAAACGCAAGCCGUUGUCCUCUACCGUCUCGCCAUUGGCUGCCAAAUACUCAUCCCAAGACUAUCUCGAGAUUGCACCACACCACAUCGUCAAGCCCGAGCAGCGAUUCUCCCGGCCCUUCUCGGUUGACAGCCCUACUCUCUACGAGUUUCCCGACCGCUAUUCCCUCCCCGUUGGCCCCUCGGAUUCGGUGGCACCGUCGGCCAGCCUGCCACUCAGCCAACCAUCCUCUCCCGUCUUCCUGCCGUCGCACUCGAAGCCGCUAGAAUUCCCGGUUGCCAGCGCGGGAGAAUCAGAAAGUCGAAACAUUCGGGAGACCAACCCUGCAGCAGCUCAAACAGCUGAGGUCCGGUCACAACAUGAGGUCUUGACCGCGGAUACGAACCGUCUGACCACUCAGAAACAAGGCCUUGACCUUGCCCCAUCCGCCGGUCUAGAACCGCUGGAUAUCGAUAAUUCUAAUACUAAUACCAUGUCGCUCUCGGUCUCCGUACGCAAGCACGUUCCUCCACACCUCAGUCUCCGCGAAUUCGAUACUGGCGUACAGGCUACGCUCAAUGCGACUACAACAAGUCUAGACAAGUCCGCCAAUAUAAAUAAACCACUCCCGAAAUCGCCAGCCUCAUCCAAGUUGGGAACUCUCUUUGGUUGGGUCUCACCGUCGUCAACCGAGUUUUCGGACAAAGGCUAUUCACCCCUUCCCUCACCUUUCUCACCCAAGCCACGGACAGACUCUAUCGACUCAGAUGCUACUCCGACGUCAAAGGGACCUCAUUCUGGACAUGCCAAUGCUGCAGCUGACGAAAGCCCCCUUGACUACUGUGAAGCAUACCUACAGACGCCACCGGCCACCACUUCAACACCACCACUUGAAAUCGAAGAGAUGGAAGACGAGCUGAAGGCCAUAGGCGCCGAAUUGGCAGCGUCCAUUCGGCGCGAAAUGGAUUUAGAAGACCUUGUCGACAGGCUUCAAGAGCAGAUAAACAACCCCCAAGCACCCGGGAAGAGGACUAGCGACUACUACUCCGACUCAGGUUAUAGCUCGGCUAAGUUCAGCGAGUAUGAUCAGGCGAAGGAGGAGAUCUCGCAGGUCCAGCGCAGGGCAGAGCAGGAAAAGGCCCAACUCCGGCUCGAGCUCACCAGCAAGCUCCAGGACGAGCGAUCUAGACGCAAAGUGCUAGAUCAACAAAUAAAGGAGUUGUCCAGAAGGGCGUCACAAAUCGACUUUGCCCAAAUCCAGAGCAAGGAUACGAGUGGACGGGUCAAGGAACUCGAGAACACCUGCGAGGAUCUGCGUCGCAGGCUGAGCGAGGAGCGCCAAGUCAAGGAGAACUUUGAGGAUCUCCUAUCGGCGCUCAAGGGCGAGCUACGCAAUGCGACAAAUGAACGUGACAACCUCCGCGACGAGAUCGUCCCUCAGCUGCGCGCUCGUGUGGAAGGUCUCGAGGCCGAAGCCGCCGAGAAUGCGAAGACGGCCUACGACACCACAAAGAUGCAACAGGAGCUCCAGUCCUUGAAGGAUGAGAACUCGGAACUGAAGAUGACGGCCCCGCGCAUGUCCGUGUCAGGGGGCCUCUCGAGGUCUGCUUCCGUGGCCGGCCAGUCGUCGUACAAAAAGAGCCGGCCUCCCUCUCUUGCCCGCUCCAACACAGCCAAGCAGCUGGAAUCGCGCGAGGCGUUGGCGGAACGACUCAAGGACGUCGAGGCUCAGCGAGAUGCCCUGCACAGCGCUCUCAAGAGCCUCCUCGAGCGGCAGGAGUUGCAAAACCGCGAUUACCAGAAGAGGAUCGUGACUCUCGAGGUCGAGCGGGAGCGCCUGUUGUCAGCAUCACCCAAAAAGGCAGGCUACGAAAGGGACGUGUCAAAUCUCCGCGAUGAGAUCAGUGUUCUCCGUCGCCGUGCCGAAGAUGCUAUUGAGCAGAAGUGGCAGGUCGAGAAGGGCCUGAGCGGGCUGAAGAUGGACCUCGACCGGGCCGAGGGAGAGAUUGCGUCUCUGCGAGAACUGCUCGAUGAGAAGGACAUACUCAUCCCUGAAUCGCUCGCUCGCUCAAGCGGCAGCUCCGAUGGAGCUUCGGCGGUGCCAGUGACCUCCGCUUCCCUCGACAAGGCAUACAAGGACCUCCAGGCGGCCUAUGCGGAUGCGCUAAGACGCAUCAAGAACCUCGAGGCCGGAACCACCCCCAGCGACGAGAAGACGAAGCUUGCCAUCCAGCGUCUCGAGCAGUCGCUGACGACAGCCGUCUCGGAGCGAGAUCUCGCAAGGCGGGAGGCGGACUCAUACCGCACGCAGCUGGAUGCAUACCAGUCGUCCGAGAAAGAGCACCUCGCUUCGGAGAAGGAUCUCGCAGACCAGCUCCAGGAAUCCGCGCGGCGGGUCGAGGAGCUCGCGCAGCAAGUCAGCAACCAGCUCGCGGCCAACGCAUCGCUGCGCACGCGGCUCACCGAGGCCGUGGCGCGCGGCGAGGCCGACCAGAUCGCCAACAAGGAGCGCAUCGCCGGCGUGCAGUCGCGGCUCCGCACCCUGGAGGAGCAGCUGGUGGCGGCGCAGACGGCCAACGAGGAGCGCAUCGGGCGCCACGAGGACGAGAUCGCCACGCUCAAGGACGCCCACAGCGCGCAGCUGCAGCGGCUCCGCGACGCGUCGGGCGGCCUGCGCUCGCCGCGCCUCUUCCCGCCCAAGUCGGCGCCGUCGCCGCUGCUCAGCCCCGGCGGCAGCGCGAGCGGCGGUAGGUCGCCGCGGCUACUGUUCUCGCCGACGCGGCCGACCAUACGGCGGACGAGCACGGCGCCGUCGGACGUGGGCGACGCGGCCGAGGUGGAGACGCUCAAGACGCGCGUCAGGGAGCUGGAGGCGGCACUGGCGGCGGCGGACACGGACAUGCAGGACGUGGUCGGGCGCAUGAGUGCCGCGCAGAUCGAGGUGCUCGAGCUGCAGGAGGCGCGCGAGGAGGCGGUCCGGCAGACGCGCCGGAUCCAGCGCCAGCUCGAGGAGGAGACGGUCAGGGCCUUUGAGGGGAAGUUCAAGACCCUUACUUCGGAGGUUAGGUAA